AUGUUCACUCGUCGAUUGGCGGCUCGAAGCUUCAAAGCAAUCUCCCGUGGGUACUCAACUGCUCGAACAGGUCAUCGCCCAUUUGUGCGUCAUGCGAACCAACCUCCUCAGCCCCAAUUCGAAGCCACAAAAUCGUUCGGGCUCAGAGAUAAUCUGGUUACAUUCGCCAGUGGUGACCGUUUUAUUCAACUCCGUGAUAAUAACACCGGUGGCUGGACGAGACUAGACGCUAUCCUUCUUCGCGAUAGCUGUACUUGCGCAGCAUGUGUUGAUUCAGCUUCUGGUCAAAAGAGCUUUGCGACAACGGCUAUUCCCUCAGAUAUCGCGAUCGAGGAGAUUCGAUCGACUGAGGAGGGGUUGGGAAUCAAGUUCAAGAAUGAUAUGUAUCAAGAACAUGAGAUGAUACUUCCCUUUGAGAAGAUCGACAGAGCACUCAGCCUUAAGCCUAUUAACAGGGAGGUUUUGCCGCGCAAAAAAGCCGUGCUUAGAAAGACGGGACGGACAUUCUGGGACAAAGCUACUAUUGAGCAGCGUGUUCGCAAGAUCGACUAUCAUGAAUUCAUGAAAGGAUCCGAUGCAUUCUGGCACACACUUCUCGACCUCUCCAAUCUGGGUCUCGUAUUCCUCGAAAACGUGCCGCACGAUGAGAAUUCGAUUGUCAACAUCACCACGCGUAUCGCCAACAUCAAGGAAACCUUCUACGGCCGCACCUUUGACGUUCGCGCAAAACCUGAUGCUGAAAACGUAGCCUACACGAGCGGCUAUCUAGGUCUUCAUCAGGACCUCUUAUAUCUCGAAAGCCCUCCCGCAAUCCAGCUACUUCACUGUAUGGAGAACUCAUGUAGCGGUGGAGAAUCACUUUUCAGCGAUGGUCUUUACGCAGGUAACCUGCUCUCGCAACAGCCCGCCCCUGAGUGGCAUACCAUCCAGAGCCUAGCCCGAGUAAAGGUUCCGUACCACUACAAGAAGCACGGAUACGUCUACGGUCAUAGGCGACCCAUCUUGGAAAGAGAAAGAGACGGAGAAACUCCUGCCUUGCAAAAUGUAUACUGGAGUCCCCCUUUCCAAAAAGAAUUCCCGAACCUCUCACCGGAUGUACGACAAUGGCUUGAUGCAGCCAAACUAUUCGACCGACUAAUCAAUGAACGUGAUGCGAUGUACGAGAUCAAGAUGAAACCUGGAGAGUGUGUUCUUUUCGAUAACUUGCGCAUUAUGCAUGGACGGAAUCAGUUCGACGUCGGUGGUGGAUCGAGAUGGCUGAGAGGAGCAUACAUCUCCGGAGAGGACAUUCACAGCCGUACACUACAUAUUCCUGAGGAACUCGCAAAAGAGUAUCGCGCCGGCAAGGAGUGGCAUUCCAGAACCGAAAACGAAGAACUAAUAGCGUCAGAACGGUUUGGCAAAGUUAGCCAACAGAUUCGCGAGAUGAAGGAACGGCUGGAACAGGUGAAAGCUCCCAGGUUUCGAGCAAGAGACCUUCCGCGCUUGAACGCACUGGAGACAUGGGAAGUUUAG
Fusarium coffeatum is the source of this 1515-nucleotide messenger RNA. RefSeq lists its product as uncharacterized. Bases 1 to 1515 code for a protein of 504 amino acids. Gene Ontology annotation, biological process: carnitine biosynthetic process. Gene Ontology annotation, cellular component: mitochondrion. The record is from RefSeq and is a predicted model, not a curated record. Gene Ontology annotation, molecular function: oxidoreductase activity. NCBI's taxonomy places the organism in Eukaryota, Fungi, Ascomycota, Sordariomycetes, Hypocreales, Nectriaceae. The transcript has a single exon.